AUGGCAUCUCGAACACUUCUAGAAACAAAACGAUUUGCACCCGAAGAAUGGAAACGAAGGUGUGAACAAAUUGAUCCUUCUAAGACUGCAUUAAAUUAUUUAAUAUUAAAUUUUUUUAUAAUUGAAGGAUAUGAAUCUUCAGCAUUAAAAUUUAUUGAAGAAGCACAUCUUUCGCCUCCGGAGGGGCUUGAAUGGAUGAGCGAACGAAUGGAUAUUUUAAAUGCAAUUUAUCGCGGAGACAUUAUAUCAGCAAUAGAAAAAAUGAAUGAAAUGGAUCCAGAGCUUUUAGAUACUCGACCUACAAUUCAUUUUAUGUUAUUGCGUUUACAAUUGAUUGAACUUAUACGUAUUGCUUUAUAUUCACCUGAUACAGAUCUUAUGCCUAUUUUGGAAUUUGCAGAAAUUCAUUUAGCACCAAGAGCUCCUAAAAAUGCUGGGUUUUUACAGGAUCUUGAAUCGGCAAUGGCAUUAUUAUGUUUUUCAUCAAAUAAUCUAAUACCAGCCUUAAAACCAUUACUGGAUUUGUCUUUACGUAAAGCUGUUGCGUCAAAUGUAAAUACAGCUAUACUUGAAGCACAAGGAUUAAUACAAGAAUCAAAGAUUAAGACACUUUUACGCUUAUGGGGUUGGAGUGAAAAAAAGUUACGAAAAGAAUUAGAAUUUCCUACAUUUAAUUUUACUGACAAUUAA
This is a messenger RNA of Pneumocystis murina B123, 690 nucleotides long. RefSeq lists its product as hypothetical. The record is from RefSeq and is a predicted model, not a curated record. NCBI's taxonomy places the organism in Eukaryota, Fungi, Ascomycota, Pneumocystomycetes, Pneumocystales, Pneumocystaceae. Gene Ontology annotation, molecular function: protein binding. The coding region runs from base 1 to 690 and encodes 229 amino acids. Gene Ontology annotation, cellular component: nucleus; cytoplasm. Gene Ontology annotation, biological process: proteasome-mediated ubiquitin-dependent protein catabolic process. The transcript is spliced from 3 exons.